AUGGCUGCUGCUGGAACGGGGGCCUCCGGCUCCUCAGGAACCCCCACUCAGACCCCCCCGGACUCCACUGCAGGUGAGGGUCUCUACCUCCACCACCAUUUCACCUCAAAACACCUAUCACUCACCCAGCAUAGAGUUUGGCUGUAGUCUCAAAGAAAUUAGACUCAAAACCCUAAAAGCUGGACAGUUAUUAUCACAUGCAACUCAUACAUGUUCAUAUGUGGUCAUGUGUGAUUACAUGAUGAAAUUGAGAGAAAAUUCAACUGACAAAAUUGUCCAUUCUCUCAUUUAUGCUUCUUGAACCCCAUGGUCAGGGUCCUCUCCCUCCCAUCCCCCCAACAUAUCCAGCCCUGUGGGUUCAGGAAGCAGUUUUGCUACCGCCACGACCAGCACACAGGGAGGGAUGGUGUCUACAACCACGGCUGAGACUACAACAACAACAACGACGACGACCACAACUCCUCCCAGGAGCUUUACUGUAUGACAGAAAGAGUUUUCCAUAAAAAGACUUGUCAGCCUGAUUCAAAACAAUCUUCUGAAUCAUAACGCACACAAAUAUGACCUUAACUUUGUGUUUGUUCCUGCUUUUUACAGUUUAGCAUGUCCAAAAUAAAUGAAGAGGUAAGGAUUUCUCCUUUCUACUGUCCUCCUAGAUUUGAUUACAAGUUUAGGUCUGCAUUUACAUUCGAUGUCAAAUGACAAAUGUAAUGACAAAUCCUCAGCUGCAGUUAGAUCCAUCUUACAGAGCGGGUCACAAAGACCAGGACGGUGAAAGACUGCUCAGACCUCUACCCUUCCCCUGGUCCUAUAGAUGGGUUAGCUGACAACGUCGCGAAAACAAUGUGCACGCUUCAAUGGGGCAGAAAUCUGUGUGUUGUUGUGGUUCUGGAUGGCCAGGUGACUAGUAACAAUGACAAGAAGCUGCCAUGUGGGGAAUCGGAGGUGGCUCAUUUGAGCUCGUAUCUUGUUAUUGAUACCAUGUCUCUGUUUUGAGGUGUUUUGACUGAUAUAAUUUAACCAACAACUAACAAUAUAUUUGAGAGACAACAAGUGCUCAUUGGGCAAAUAUAUUUAUGUUUUCAAUAAACAUUGGAGACUAAAUAUAGUUGACAUGUUGUCAACAAUCUAAGAUAACCCCGUCUGUUUUGCCACAUAGUUGCGAAUGCGUCGGUUUUGUUUCUAAACAACCAACCGGUCUAUUCUCAACACAGAGCGACACUCUUCUCUGUUUCCAAAGCCAGGACAGGAAGUAGUGGAAGUAGUGCAUCAUGGUAUAAAAAAGGAUUCUGCAAGCAUUGGGUAGAAAAAGUCUCUUAGUGGGAAACCUGCUUUCCCACACCUCUCUCGCGUUCUCCCUCACUCUCAUUCUCCCCUCGCUUUCUGACUAUGAACAGCUGCUCUGCUUCAGAAAGGCCAAGAAUAACUGACACCUCACUGCACCGGAAACGCUGACGUCCCUCCUUUGACCUUUCCCUCAACUCACCACAACCAGCAUUGUAGUGAUUGCUGUAAUGAUGUCAUGGUGAAAUGACAUCAGUUCAGCAAUUGCCACUCUCGUUAGAUAGAUUGAGAUUCACUAAACAAGGCAUGUUGAUUGUUUUUUGUCCUGUUCAUAAACUAUGGAAAACAUUUGUUGCAACCGACUAGAAAAAGUUGAAAACUAAUGAAAGGCUUGAUGGAGUCUUAAAAACGUGUUUGUUUUCUCUGAUCAGAAUCAUGAGAGGAAGGACCUGGAGACGCUAUGUCGACAGCUGAUGUCUCAGAUGCACGAUGCUAACUGUACUCUGAAUGUGAGGGAGAACAACGGACACACUACCGUUGACAGCGUAGUAAUGACCGGCAAAGGUAUGUACACUACCCAGUACCCACCAUUCAGAUGCUUCCAAGGUAAUUCAAUCGAUCACACCUAACGCACCCAAUUUCCUAAUGCUAGUCUUGGUUGUAAGAGUUGUGUUUUUAAAGACAGACUAUUUGAGAGGGUUUGAGCCAAUUGCUGUCAAGGUCAAGUACCAGAAGUGAACUGUUGUAAAUGAAAGUUUACUUACAUUUUUUUCAGUGGACAACUCUGUCGUCCAGCAAUACUACGAGGAAAUCACCAGAGUAAGUCUAAUUAACAUUGUGAACUACAUAUCUCCCUGAAUGUCAUCCUAAGCUGGCUAAUGGAGAAAAUGUAAAAGGUUGUAUUUGGAGGGAGGCUUGUCAACAGAGUCGAUCUUUAUUUACCUCUUCCUCUGUUCUGUCAGAAACCAAGUGACAACAUGACCCUGAUUGCCAUCUUGGCGUCCUGCGGAGCUCUGCUGGCCAUGAUUGUAGGCUUCGCCAUCUACGCCUCAUACCACCGCAAGUCCUAUCGGAAGAACCACCAAGUAAACAGUUAGAAAAUCAAACCCGAAAAUCAAACUACUCUACAAUCAAUAAUGUCUGUCUGUGCCAUGUCCACAUUCUUCCUAAUGUACUUACUAAACAUAGUUGAACUAUUCUUUCGGAGGGUCCUCAACGAAAUCUCCCCUUACAGUGCAUUCGGAAAGUAUUCAGACCCCUCGACUUUUCCUACAUUUUGUUACAUUACAUCCUUAUUCUAAAAUGGAUUAAAUUGUUUUUUUUACAAACAUAUUUUUUUUGAAAUAUCACAUUUACAUAAGUAUUCAGACCCUUUACUCAGUACUUUGUUGAAGCACCUUUGGCAGCGAUUACAGCCUUGAGUCUUCUUAGGUAUGACGCUACAAGCUUGGCACACCUGUAUUUGGGGAGUGUCUCCCAUUCUUCUCUGCAUAUCCUCUCAAGCUCUGUCAGGUUGGAUGGGGAGUGUUGCUGCACAGCUAUUUUCAGGUCUCUCCAGAGAUGUUUGAUUGGGUUCAAGUCCCGGCUCUGGCUGGGCCACUCAAGGACAUUCAGAGACUUGUCCCGAAGCCACUCCUGGCUGUUUGCUUAGGGUCGUUGUCCUUCGCCCCAGUCUGAGAUCCUGAGCGCUCUGGAGCAGGUUUUCAUCAAGGACCUCUCUGUACUUUGCUCCGUUCAUCUUUCCCUCGAUCCUGACAAGUCUCCCUGCCGGUGAAAAACAUACCCACAGCAUGAUGCUGCCUCCACCAUGCUUCACCGUAGGGAUAGUGCCAGGUUUCCUCCAGACAUGACGCUUGGCAUUGACGCUUGGUUUCAUCAGACCAGAGAAUAUUGUUUUUCAUGGUCUGAGUCCUUUAUGUGCCCUUUGGCAAAUCCAAGCGGGCUGUCAUGAGCCUUUUUCUGAGGAGUGGCUUCCGUCUGGCCACUCUACCAUAAAGGCCUGAUUGGUGGAGUGCUGCAGAGAUGGUUGUCCUUCUGGAGGGUUCUCCCAUCUCCACAGAGGAACUCUGGAGCUCUAAGUGUGACCAUCGGGUUCUUGGUCACCUCCCUGACCAAGGCCCUUCUCCCCCGAUUACUCAGUUUGGCCGGGCAGCCAGCUCUAGGAAGACUCUUGGUGGUUCCAAACUUCUUCCAUUUAAGAAUGAUGGGGGUCACUGUGUUCUUGGGGACCUUCAAUGCUGCAGACAUUUUUUGGUACCCUUCCCCAGAUCUGUGCCUCAACACAAUCCUGUCUCGGAGCUCUACGGACAAUUCCUUCGACCUCAUGGCUUGGUUUUUGCUCUGACAUGCACUGUCAACUGUGGGACCUUAUAUAGACAGGUGUGUGCCUUUCAUGUCCAAUGAAUUGAAUUUACCCCAGGUGGACUCCAAUCAAGUUGUAGAAAUAUCUCAAGGAUGAUCAAUGGAAACAGGAUGCACCAGAGCUCAAUUUCGAGUCUCAUUUCAAAGGGUCUGAAUACUUAUGUAAAUAAGGUAUCUUUUUUAUUUUUAAUACAUUUGCAAAAAUGUCUAAAAUCCUGUUUUCGCUUUGUCAUUAUGGGGUAUUUAAAAAAAAAAUCAUUUUAGAAUAAGUCUAACAUAACAAAAUGUGGAAAAGGUCAACGGGUCUGAAUACUUUCCGAAUGCACUGUAUCUUUUCUCAACAGCAACACCUGACAGAGGAGCUGCAGACGGUGGAGAGUGGUUACCAUGACAACCCCACGUUGGAGGUGAUGGAGGUGCCGCCGGAGAUGCAGGAGAAGAAGGUGGCCCUGAAUGGAGAGUUCAACGACAGCUGGAUUGUCCCCAUCGACAACCUGCUCAAAAUGGACAUGCCAGACGAGGAGGACACUCACCUGUAG
Molecule: messenger RNA, 4181 nt
Organism: Coregonus sp. 'balchen'
Lineage: Eukaryota; Metazoa; Chordata; Actinopteri; Salmoniformes; Salmonidae
Source: the annotation of a GenBank genome assembly